Amphibalanus amphitrite is the source of this 3371-nucleotide messenger RNA. It is a transcript of the gene Tudor-SN, whose product is annotated as staphylococcal nuclease domain-containing protein 1-like. Bases 434 to 3106 code for a protein of 890 amino acids. The record is from RefSeq and is a predicted model, not a curated record. Gene Ontology annotation, molecular function: nuclease activity; RNA binding. Gene Ontology annotation, biological process: regulatory ncRNA-mediated gene silencing; mRNA catabolic process. Gene Ontology annotation, cellular component: nucleus; RISC complex; cytosol. Lineage: Eukaryota; Metazoa; Arthropoda; Thecostraca; Balanomorpha; Balanidae. The transcript has 10 exons.
UACAAAAACUGCGCACUUGUUUCUGCUAAUCCGAAUUUUGGCGGAAUUUAUUUUUAUUCUCUGAUCUGAUUACCGUUGAUUGACAUGUUUGCCAGUCUUUUAAAUACCGUGGUGCUGUUAUUUGAUAGAGCAACACCGCGAAGAUUGCGCGCGACAAGAUUUCUCUCUGAAAUAUCCGUUUGAAGAGUGGGCCCGUAUGGGGCCCGUGUAAUCUGGGGUGUUGGGUGUCAGAAGAGUUGCAGAGCCUUUACCGAACUACUGGCCUGAAUCAGAAUGGCCUGAAUGCUUCCACCUGAUGAAACCAGCGAACAAGCUCUUUGCGGGCUCCCAGAGGCCGAAUCGGGCCGUCUGAGAGCGGCUCAGGUGGCACCGGCUGCGUGACCGUCCCACCGCUUUCGCCACUCCGCCUUUACGACCAACCGGCCCCGCAGACAUGACCGCUCCGAACCAGACCCCGACUGUUUUUAGAGGAAUCUGCAAGCAGGUUCUUUCUGGAGAUGCGAUCACGAUCCGUAGCCAGCCGCGCACGGGCCGGCCCAAGGAGCGUCAGCUGAACCUCAGCAAUGUGACGGCUCCGCGGCCGGCGCGGCGCGGCCCCGGCAACACGGACGCCACCGCCGACGAGCCGUGCGCCUGGGCCAGCCGGGAGUUCCUGCGCAAAAAGCUGGUCGGCAAGGAGGUGCUCUUCACCAUCGAGACGUCCACAAACACGGGCCGAGAGUACGGCCACGUCUACCUGGGCAACGACAUCGCCACCGGUGAGAAUGUGAUCGAGACGCUGGUAUCGGAGGGCCUGGUGCAGGUCCGGCGAGACAACCUACGAGACUCGGCCGCCAAACUGAUCGAGCUCGAGGACAACGCAAAGGCGGCCGGCAAGGGCAAGUGGGCGCCCGACGCCAGCUCGCAGGUGCGUGACAUCAUCUGGUCGGUGGAGAGUCCGCGGGUGCUGGUGGAAAAGUUCGGCGGCAAGCCGGUGCCGGCGGUGAUCGAGCACGUGCGGGACGGCUCGACGCUGCGCGCCUUCCUGCUGCCCGAUAUGUAUCACGUGACGGUGAUGCUGUCUGGCGUGCGCUGCCCCACCGUUAAACUGGGAUCGGACGGUAAGCCGGACCCGUCUCUGGCCGAGCCGUACUUUGAGGAGGCGCGCUUCUUCGUGGAGUCUCGACUGCUGCAGCGUGAGGUCACCAUCGUGCUCGAGUCGGUCAACAACGCUAACUACAUCGGCAGCGUCCUCCACCCGAACGGCGACAUUGCCGAGCUGCUGCUGCGCGAAGGGUUCGCACGCUGCGUCGACUGGUCGAUCGCGCACUCGCACGCGGGAGCCGAGACGCUGCGAGCCGCCGAGCGCUCCGCGAAGGAGAAGAAACUCCGGAUAUGGAAGGACUACAAGCCGGCCUCCAUGGGCUCGGUCAAGGACAAAGACAUCCAGGGCAAGGUAAUCGAGAUCGUCAACGCUGACGCGCUCGUGAUCCGGAUGCCGGACAACUCGACCAAGAAGAUCUUCCUGUCGUCGGUGCGGCCGCCGCGCAUGGAGAACAAGGAGGGACAGGAGGUGAAGCGGACGCAACGCGUGCGGCCCCUCUACGACGUGCCGUUCAUGUGGGAGGCGCGCGAGUUCCUCCGCCGUAAGAUGAUCGGUCAGAAGGUGCAGGUGCACGUGGACUAUGUGCAGCCGGCGUCUGACGGCUACCCGGAGAAGACGUGCUGCACCGUCCGUCUGGGCGGCGUCAACAUGGCCGAGGCGCUGGUCGGCAAGGGCCUGGCCACCGUGGUGCGCUACCGACAGGACGAGGAGCGCCGAUCGUCCCAGUACGACGCGCUGCUCGCCGCCGAAAUGAAGGCCCAGAAGAGCGGCAACGGCAUGUACGGAAAGAAGGAGAACGCCACCGUCAAGGUGCAGGACUGCGCCGGGGACCUGGUCAAGUCGAAGCAGUUCCUGCCGUUCCUGAAGCGUAUCGGUCGCGCCGACGGUAUCGUCGAGUUCGUGGCCAGCGGCUCUCGGAUGCGCGUGUACGUGCCGCGCGAGACGUGCCUGGUGACGCUGCUGCUGGCGGGCGUGUCGUGUCCGCGCGGCGCGCGCCCGGCGCCCGGCGGCGCCGGCACCAUGGAGGCCGAGCCGUUCGGCGAGGAGGCGGCCGCCUUCACCCGCGACCUGUGCCUGCAGCACGAGGUGCAGAUCGAGGUGGACUCGAUGGACAAGGGCGGCAACUUUAUCGGCUGGGUGUUCCUGGGCGACAAGAACCUGGCCGUGGAACUGGUGGCCGCCGGCCUCUCGUCGAUGCACUUCUCGGCCGAGGAGUCAAAGUACUACACGGCGCUGCAGCGGGCGCUCGAGCAGGCGCAGAAGGCCAGGAAGGGGAUCUGGAAGGACUAUGUGGAGAAGACGCCCGUGGCCGACGAGCCGGCCGCAGAGGCGGAGCCCACCGAGCGCAAGGAGCACUACAAGUCGGUGGUGGUGACCGAGGUCGGCGAAGAGUGCCGCUUCUUCGCGCAGAGCGUCGACAAGGGCCAGGAGCUCGAGACCAUGAUGGAGAAGAUGCGGGCGGAGAUGGCGGCCAACCCGCCGCUGCCCGGCGCCUACCGGCCCAAAAAGAAUGACCAGAUCGCCGCCAAGUUCGUCGACAACGAGUGGUACCGGGCGCGCGUGGAGCGGAUCGCUCAGGGCCAGGUGAGCGUCAUCUACGUGGACUACGGCAACCGGGCGACCAUCCCGGUGACGGACUGCGCGGCGCUGCCGGGCAUGUUCGCGGCCGCGCCCCGGUACGCCAAGGAGUACUGCCUCGCCUGCGUCAAAAUGCCCAAGGACGAGGACAUGAUCAAGGAGUCUCAGCUGGCGCUCAGCGAGGACGUCCUCAACCGAGAGGUGGAGCUCAACAUCGAGUACCGCGACGGGCUCGAGUACGUGACGCUGCGCGCCGCCGGCCAGGACGUCGCCAAGGGCCUGGUCGAGGAGGGCCUGCUGAUGGUGGACGCCAGGCGCGACCCGCGCGUGCGCGAACUGGUGGCCGACUACCAGGCGGCGCAGGACCGCGCGCGACGCGAGCACAAGAACAUCUGGCAGUACGGCGACGUCACGGACGAUGACGCCACAGAGUUCGGCCGCUGAGCCGCCGCCGUGCCCGGCGAAUCCGGCAGACAUUGGGUGGACACUUUCCGAGGGUCGGCGUGUCGCCGCGCUGGGCCCGUUCAUUCCUGCUGUUUACUUUUGUACGGGGUGCAACUGGGUCCAGUGUGUGAGCGCGCGCGGCCCGGGUGCUGGGCUUGUGCCGCUGGGGCGGAUCCUAUAGGCCGUCUGCGGCGGCCGACUGCAUGUGACGACAAUGAAAUUGAAGGACUCUAUGCCAAGGACAAAUAAAUCUACAGGUCGAAGG